Molecule: messenger RNA, 996 nt
Organism: Spodoptera littoralis (African cotton leafworm)
Lineage: Eukaryota; Metazoa; Arthropoda; Insecta; Lepidoptera; Noctuidae
Source: the annotation of a GenBank genome assembly
AUGACGGCGCAUUCCAUGUUGUACUUCUUCCAUCACUACGAGUUACCCGUGAUACUACAGCAAGCCCAGUUGCAGCAACUUCUACUCCGUACGCAUCGUGGUAUGGCUGGCGUUAUGGGACUGGCGGGGAUCGCUGCCUUGGCAAGCGGUGCAGCUUACCACGACGCACCCGGUACCGGUACGCAAGCUACUCCGCCCACUACACAGUCGACUACACAAACUGUUCAAAACACAGCGCAGUCUACUACGCAGACUUCGCCAUCUGUCUCCACCGCACAGACUAACACCACUCACACUGGUGACGUGGUAACAACGAGGCCGCCCGACAGUGCGGUGGAGAACUCGAACUCGGGCGGCGACACACAGGAGAGCGCUCUUGCCGCGCGACCGGCUGACGAUGUAAGGAAUACUGAUAAGGAUAACUCUGUCACUCCUGGCGGAGACGCAGACAUCAAGAUAGAAGAAAUCGCUAGAAAAAGAGAAAUUUAUAAUAAACCCAAUGUUGCCGGUAAUGGUAAUUCUGUUAGCAACGUAACUGACUACGCAGCCUUGCCUAGUGGUACUAACGGGGCUACCACUAAUGUACCGGACGUCAGUGACGAGGCGUCUACUUUGGAUCGUAGACGAAAAGAGAGCGUCGUCGUCGACAAUGACGAGCCGCCUCUGGAGCCGAGCGAGGUACCGUUGCUUGCUGACAGACAAGCUCCCAGAGCUUCCCCUGAGGCUGACGAUAUAGAUUAACAUUAACUUAUUUCGAGGUCAUUUCGCAAUAAUAUAUGUUAAGUCCGAUUAAUUGUAACUGCUUUUGUGAACAAGUAAAGGUGUUGCCGUAACGAUAACGAUUUAUAUUAUAAUAUCUAGUAGAUAUUGUCUCGAGAACUUAUUAGAGAAUUUUAUCUUCGAAUAAGGUCAAGUAAGUCACAAUGCACUACCGACAAAAAGUUUGGAAGCAUAAUGAUUAUAAUGAAAUGAAACGAAAAUACAAUUUUAAUAUUA